Drosophila busckii is the source of this 1914-nucleotide messenger RNA. RefSeq lists its product as uncharacterized. Lineage: Eukaryota; Metazoa; Arthropoda; Insecta; Diptera; Drosophilidae. The transcript is spliced from 3 exons. The coding region runs from base 1 to 1914 and encodes 637 amino acids. The record is from RefSeq and is a predicted model, not a curated record.
AUGCGUCAAGUUGUUUAUGUGCUGUUGCUCUCGCUGUUGCUGCAACGGAUUGCGGUGAGCAGGUCGGGCCGUGAGCUGAUUUUGAUGCCGCAGGAGCAUGAUGUGCUGGCCGAGGCGAUGGCGCAGGUGCUGCAGCAGUCGGAGAUGUCAAAGGCCAACACGCUCUAUGUCCACGUGCAGUGCAGUGAGCCGGGGACGCGACCCUUGCUGCUGGAUCUGCUGCAUCGGCUGCUGGCGCUGUCGACACGACCGACGCAGCCGCGCUGUCUGCUCUUCAACCGGCCCAUGGACUACAAGCCGCAGGUUCAUGCCGUGCUGCUCCUUGUGGAUGACAUGCAUGCCCUGGAGCGCAUCUACCGCCAUCUUCGCGCCACCGGCAAUCUGUCCUACACGCUCAUCUACAUGCUCCAACCGCAGGCCACGCUCGCCAUGCAGCUGCUCUGGCAGCUGAGCGUCUUGAAUGUCGGCCUGCUCCUCUUCGACGACAGGCGUCAGCUGCAUAUGCUCAGCUAUUAUCCGUUUAGCCUCAGACAUGGCUGUCAGGUGAUCCGAGCCAGCGUCGUGAAUCGUUAUCUCUCGGCGAUUGGCAGCUGGGCCAGUGCCAACUAUUUUCCACCCAAGCUACGCAAUUUCUACGGUUGCAAACUCACCUGCGCCACCUGGCCGGAUAUGCCUUAUCUGCUCCUCCGGCCCGAUGGCUCCUUUGUCGGCAUCGAGGGCUCCCUGCUCCAGUUCAUGGCUCAGAAUCUCAACUUUAGCAUUGGACUCUACUGGCUGGACACGACCCAAGUGCGCGCCACCUUCAACGAAUCCGGCUGGAUAUUCGAGCAGAUCUUUGGCGGUCUGGCAGACUAUGCACUGGGUGGCUUCCACUAUAAGCCAAGCGACCAUCGCGAGGUUGCCUACAGUCAGUCCACAUAUUACUUUAUGAGCCAUAUAAUGCUGGUGACCAAUCUGCCCAGCGCCUACUCCGCCUACGAGAAGCUCGCGUUUCCCUUUCACCCGCUGCUCUGGCGCAUGAUUGGACUGCUCGUCAUAGUCUGCUGCGCAGUCAUCCUUCUGCUGCAGCGUUGUCGCCAGCAUUUGCCACAGCAUCCGUACUACCAGUUGCUGGUGCUCGCCAUGGGCGGGAAUCUGCUGUUCGAGGCGCUGCCACGCCGCCAAUCGGGACGUCUGUUGCUGAUGACUUGGCUGAUUGGGGCGCUGGUGCUGCGGAGCGCUUAUCAGUCCGGGAUGUACAAGCUGCUGCGGCAGGAUACGCAGAGGAAUCCGCCGCAGACAAUAGCGGAGGUGCUGGCCCAGCGCUAUGCCAUACAGCUUGUGGCCUCGAAUCGGGAUCGCUGGCUGGUUAGUCUGCCGGAGCUGCGGACGCAGCCGCUGCUGCCGCUGAAUGGCAGCGAGCUGGAGUCGUUCGGUAGUCUGGCGGCCACCAGUGGCACCGAGCAGCGGCUGGCCAUCAUCACGCCAUACGAGUACUUUGGUUACUUUCGCAAGGUGCACGCGAUGAGUCGCCAGCUGCAUCUGGUGCGGGAGCGAAUCUUUACGCAGCAACUGGCGUUCUAUGUGCGGCGGCACUCGCAUCUGGUGGGCGUGCUCAAUGAGCAGAUACGACAUGCUCAUGCCUAUGGCUUUCUGGAGCACUGGACGCGACAGUAUGUGAGUGCUGUGGACCAGAAAGACGAGAGCAUAGUGCGCAUUGGGCAUAGCCUGGGUGCAACUUCGGCGGACGGACAGCAAACGGAGGGCGAGUCGGAGGAGGCGUCGAACAAGCUGCGCGUGCUGGCAUUCAAUGAGCUCUCGGCGCUGUUCUGGUCCCUGCUCUGGGCCCACUUGAUCGCCCUCCUUGUCCUUGGCCUCGAGCUGCUGCUCUGUCAAUUUCGCUGCACUCGGUUAUUUAUGCCGCACGCCUUUUAA